UGAUCCUGAGACUGAUGACAGUGCUGAUUGGAAGGAGACCAGAGAACCUCAGUCAGCUUUAAACUCUCUGAAACAUGCUUCAACAUGUAAGAAACCAUUCAGCUGCUCUGAGUGUGGGAGAAGAUUUGGCCGCAAGUCAAAUCUGUAUGAUCACAUUAGAGUUCACACACGAGAGAAAAGAUACAGCUGCAGUGUCUGUACCAAAAGAUUUGUCUGGCGUUCACAGGUCAAAAAACAUAAAUGUGUUGGUGGUCAGUCAUCACAGCUUCCUCAGAGUCACACUGAGGAGAACCGAGAGGCAGAGCCUGAACCUCAGUCAGCUUUAAACUCUCUGAAACAUGAUUCAGCAUGUAAGAAACCAUUUAGCUGCUCCGAGUGUGGUAGAAAAUUUGGCCGAAAGGCGCAUGUGAGAGAUCAUAUGAGAAUCCACACAGGAGAGAAACCUUUCAGCUGCUCGGUCUGUCAGAAGUCUUUUAGACACGGUGGAGGUUUACGGUCACACAUGGUAGUCCACACAAGAGAGAAAAGAUUCAGCUGCAGUGUUUGUAACAACAGAUUUGCCCAGCGUACUGAUGUCGAUACACAUAAAUGUGUUGGUCCGAUGGAAACAGAAGCUGAUGGAGAGGACUGUGGAGGACCAGAAUCAGCCAGGAACUCACAUCCACUUUUACAACCAGAGACUGAAGACCAGACUGGAGACUCUUCAGAGACUGAGACUGAUCCUGAGAAUGGUGACAGUGCUGAUUGGAAGGAGACCAGAGAACCUCAGUCAGCUUUAAACUCUCUGAAACAUGAUUCAAGAUGUAAGAAAACAUUCAGUUGCUCUGAGUGUGGGAGGAGAUUUGUCCAAAGGGGACAUCUGAAGAGACACAUGAUGACUCACACAGGAGAGAAGCCUUUCAGGUGCUUAGACUGUAAGAAAUAUUUUACACGGAUUGGUGACUUACAGAAACACAUGAGAAUCCACAGAGGAGAGAAGCCUUUCAGCUGCUCUGAGUGUGGUAAAGCUUUCACUGAAAGUGGAACCCUGAAGAGACACAUGAUAACUCACACAGGAGAGAAGCCUUUCAGCUGCUCAGUCUGUAAGAAAUCUUUUACUCAGAGAGGAGGUUUACGGACACACAUGUCCGUCGUCCACACAGAAGAGAAACCUUUCAGCUGCCCGGUGUGUCAGAUGUCGUUUACACGGAGACAAUAUUUACAGAGACAUUUGAUCAUCCACAAGGGAGGGAGGCUUCCCAGCUGCUCGUUGUGCGGUAAAGGUUUCACAUCAAGUGGAAAUCUGAAGAGACAUAUGAUGACGCACACAGGAGAAAGACCUUUCAGCUGCUCUCUCUGUAAGAAAUCUUUUAGCGAGAGAGGAGGUUUAAAAAGACACAUGAUGACUCACCAAAACAAAAAAACCUUUAGCAGUUUAGAGUGCGGUUUUAUUGAGAGCAGUGAAAUUAAGAUACAGUUGAUAGCUCACACAGGAGAGAAGCUUUUCAGCUGCUCAGUCUGUCAGAAAUCUUUCACACAGAGGGAUAGUUUGCAGAGACACAUACGCAUCCACACCGGAGAGAAAAAGUACAGUUGCCGUUUUUGUGGGCAAAAAUUUGCCUGGUCCACCAGCCUCAAAAUCCAUCAGUGUGCUGGUCGACCUCUACAACCAGAGACUGAAGACCAGACUGGAGACUCUUCUGAACCUGAGAAUGAUGACAGUGCUGAUUGGAAGGAGACCUCUGGAGACUCCACCAGCUGA
Molecule: messenger RNA, 1741 nt
Organism: Perca flavescens (yellow perch)
Lineage: Eukaryota; Metazoa; Chordata; Actinopteri; Perciformes; Percidae
Product: zinc finger protein 501-like
Exons: 2
Coding region: 419-1741 (440 amino acids)
Biological process (GO): regulation of transcription by RNA polymerase II
Cellular component (GO): nucleus
Molecular function (GO): RNA polymerase II transcription regulatory region sequence-specific DNA binding; DNA-binding transcription factor activity, RNA polymerase II-specific
Source: RefSeq, a predicted model, not a curated record